Parnassius mnemosyne (clouded apollo) is the source of this 561-nucleotide messenger RNA. The record is from the annotation of a GenBank genome assembly. NCBI's taxonomy places the organism in Eukaryota, Metazoa, Arthropoda, Insecta, Lepidoptera, Papilionidae.
AUGGCUGAAACGAGUGAAUCACAGGCUAGUGCAUCAGCGUCAGCGCCAGGCGGUGAUGCUGGCGGAGAGGAUGACAAACGAGAUGAACGAAUGUUGGAGUGCAAUAUAUGCCUGGAUACUGCUCGUGAUGCUGUAGUCAGCAUGUGCGGGCAUCUCUUCUGUUGGCCCUGCUUGCAUCAGUGGCUGGAGACACGGCCGAGUAGAAAAGUGUGCCCGGUUUGCAAAGCGGCCAUCAGUCGGGAUAAAGUAAUACCACUUUAUGGAAGAGGGAAUACUAAACAGGAGGAUCCCAGAAAUAAGGUGCCACCGCGGCCGGCCGGGCAGCGUACGGAGCCCGAGAACAACAGCGGCUUCCCCGGCUUCGGCUUCGGCGAGGGCUUCCACAUGUCCUUCGGCAUCGGAGCCUUCCCCUUCGGUGUCUUCACCUCCACGUUCAACUUUGGCGAUUCAAGACCUAGCGCUGCACCACACGGCACAGCGCAGUACGAAGAAGAACAGUUCCUCUCGAAGAUUUUUCUCUGGGUCGCCAUACUGUUCGUGUUAUGGUUGAUCUUCGCAUGA